AUGGCGAAACUGAGCUAUCUUUUUGCAAAGGCGUCUGUUUUAAUUGUGUUCGUUUGUUACACAACUAGAGCAGCGUCUAGAGAAGGAUCUGGGCCAUGCAUUGUUAGGAGAACAAAAUUGCCGCGUUUAGAUCCCGUCAAGGUAAGCCAUACACAUGUCCUGUUAAAAAACCAACGUUUUUAUCUCUUGGUCAGAGAUUGUCAUCUUUUAUUAGAGUUAACGAUUAAAUCACAUUAUAGGUUGGUUAUCUUCGGGAAAUCGAGCUCUUGAGAGAGGAGAAACCUUUCACCGUGAAAACAUUAAGUGUGAGACCUCCUAUAUUUGGUAAGUUUGCUAUCGAGUAGUCUUUUCUAUCGUGAUCAUUCCGUUAAAUUCUAAUUGAAAUAAAUGGUUCAAGGAUAAAUAAUAAGAUCCCCUCAAAGUACCUUGUAGUCGACGUAAAACCUAGUCUUGCAGGGAUACACGAAUUGCCAUAGACCUUAAAAAUUGACUAGUCAGGAAUUGUCAGUAAUUAAAGAUCUUUUAACUGUCUAAUACCUACGACAUUUCCAUAUACUGAUAAUAGACGGUGAAAUAACAAUAUAGAUCGCCGUCUAGAUCCUACAAGAGACUAUAAAACUUAGGACAAGUUUUAAUCAAUUAGCAAUAAGUUGAAGUAAGAAAAGAAAACUGUAACUAGAAAUCCAGCAAUGACUUUUGGGAUAGAAAUGUAACCUAGCUCUAUAAUUCUUGUCAGUUAAAGGUGGCUCCGUUGUUGAUACAAACGCUUUGAGCUAUGGCGAAAUUUUUGCCAUAACGUUUUCGGUUUUAACGCGGUGGCAACAAAACUUGCGAUGAACUACAGCUAUCACUCAGCAAUAAGGGAAAAUAAUCCGAUUUUACUGCUGCUGAGUAUUUUUUAUGAAAUCAGCCGUUUAUUGGACCCCAUGUUUUGAAGAAAAUUGCAUUUUGUGAAACAUUUUACUGAUAUUUUGGCCUGAAAUUCCUGGUAUCAGUUUUUAUUUAUGUAACAAGUAUGUCAAAGAAAUUAGAGAAGUCCAUAACCAAAAAGUCCUUCAAAAUUCAGCUGUGGAACUGUUUUGGAAUUUCGACAACGAAAUGCUUUGAGGUAGAACGAGCCCAAAAUUCGAAUUUUCGAGAUACGUAAUUCCAGUGCCUGCUAAUUCUUAAAACAAAGCCGAUCAACUAUAGUGACACUCAUUAACAAGUGCUCGUCUCUUUUGCAAACACUAUAAAUUCCUCCUGAACAUGAGUGAUUUAUUCUGCGACAUUUUUGAAAUAGUCUUCUGGAUUACUUUUUGUAGUUCAAUCUCCUGCUACAUACAUGUAUUUCAAUAUAUUACAAUGUUAUAAGAGUCAUUCGACCUUAGAGAUAGAUUUGGAGCUAUUCAUAGUGCUUCUAAAACUGAAGAGUACCUAUCAAAAAAUUGCACUAUAGGUAGUCGGCUUUAUUUUAAGAAUUAGCAGGCAUUGGAAUUACUUAUUAUAAUUGCCUCGAAAAUUUUAAUUGACGGCUCGUUCUACCUCAGAGCAAUGCGUUGUCGCAAUUCAAAAACAAUUUCACAUCUAAAUUCUGAAGGACGUUCUAGUUAUGGACUUCUGCUCCAGCGAUUUCUCUGAAACAUCUUUGUCAUGCCUAUUACAUCAAUAAAAGCUGAUACCAGAAAAUUAUCAGCAAAAAAAAUAUCAGCUAUAUUUUUCACCAGAUGCGAUUUUCUUCGAAACGUAGGGUCCAAUUAAAUGCUGAAAUAUUUACCUUUAGUAAAAUCAAAUUAUUUCAGUCCCAAUAGCGAUAGUUCAUUGCAAAGUUUAGUAGCUAUCGCGUUUAAGAUCGAAAAAGUUAUUUCGAAGAGUUUGUUAAUGCACAGAAAAUUAACGUGUUUAGUUUUCCGGAGUGUUAAAGCGAUCUUGGCGCAGGGCAAGUUCGUUAAAAAAAUAAAAAUAAGAUUUUUUUAUCGUUCUUUCUAGUUUGACGUCUAGUUAUACAAAAAAGGCAUAGUUCAAAAUAAAUCAAAGAGCCCUCAUAAAAGGCCUGGAAUAAAGAUUAGAAAGAUGGUUUAAUGUACUUUAUUUUCAGCAGGAUAGUAGGUACACCGUAAUUUUUAGGGAGUUAUUAUAACUCCAAAAAUGGAGUAAAAAUUUUAAGUACAGGAAAACCCCUUUUUGGGGGUUAUUUUAACUCCUUAUUUAACUCCGAAUUUGGGGUCAUUUUUACUCCUGAAAAAGAGUUCUUUCUACUCCCAGUCUGGAGCUAAAAUUACUCCGAAAUGGGGUUACUUGUACUCCUUACAUGGGUUGUUUUUACUCUUUUUGGAGUUAAUUUAACUCUGAAAGUGGAGUAAAAAUUUUAGGUACAGGAUAACUCCUUUUUUGGGGUUAUUUUAACUCCUCAAUACCUGGGGUCACUUUUACUCCUGAAAAAGAGUUUUUGAAACUCCUUUUUGGACUUAAAGUAACUCCACGAAAAAUAACUCCACUGUAUAUAAGGAGUUAAAUUAGCCCCACUAGAGGAGUUAUUAUAACUCCCUGAAAAUUACAGAGUAGUGGUUGAAAAUAGCUGUAUGUUUUAUGUACAGUUCCCUUCCACAUUCAUUCAUUCUACUUUCAUUCUUCCUAUAUUAAUUCUACUUACUUCUUGAAAACUAAAUUUCGUUCGCAGAAAUUCCUAAUUUCUUGAGUGAAGCCGAGUCCAGACGUCUUCUUCACUUUGCGGAACACGGAAACAUCGAAAGCAGUGAAGUUUAUCACCAUUCCAUGGACGAGCUGCUCUCUCAAACCUCCUUUGAACAGUGGGAUCUGAACAGAGACGACGUUAUCGAUUCUGAUGAGGUAUAAGUUCUACCUAGAACAGUAUAACAUUUUUGUAUUACAGUUUCAUUUUUGUUGCUCUUCCUGUUUGAAAAGUUAUUUCCGCCAGACGAUGUCGCGAAGAGAAACUUCUUGAUACUGAGAUUAAAUUUUAUAAAACAACUUACUAUAGAUAGUACGCGCGCUCUAAUUGACCGAGAGGCGUGUUUUCAUGACGGUAUGUAUGGUUGUGACGUCAAGAUGUUUAACUUUUGGCUCGCUAAUCACACAUGAAGCACGAAUUUGAAAAAAGGUUUUGGGGUGGAAACUCGGCACGUUUACUUUAUUUACCCAUUCCCUCGUCGGCUGAAACUUGGUAAGGGCCUGUUUACACGAAGGUGGGGGACCCCAGGUAGGUGAGGUAACUUGCUUAGGUGGGGUAACCCGGUCAAAUUUUGCCAUGUAAACGUUUCAAGGUGGGGUAACCGGCCUGGACGGGUCGGAUUCGUGAUACAUCAAAUUCGCGCAAAAUUCACUUUGGCGGUGGCUUUGCAUCAUUAUUAAAGUUAACAAUAGAAAGCCAUUGCACUGAAGGUUGCAGCAAGAUCAACAAGGGAGUGUAGAAGUGCAUUAAUCGCCAAAACACGUGGUUUGCCAGCAUUUUUCUUGUUUACGUGCUUAGCGACCAUUCAAUAAUCUUGAAAAAGUGCACCCCGGGAUGGCGGGGUUGUAAGAUUACAUGUAAAGGAGGAUUAUUUUUUUUACCCCACCUAAGCAGGUUACCUCACCUACCUGGGGUCCCCUACCUCCAUGUAAACAGGCCCUAAAUCUUUACAAACAUGCUGUGUCUUUUUUUUUUUUUCGCUUAAGCUCACAUUUUAAGCGAGGAAAAUCCGUAUUUUUUAAAGCAUCUUUUCUGCAAAACAAGAGCCAUGAACAUAACUGUCUCUAAUUCUUGCAACCCCUCUCGUGUUUAUGUCAGGCUUUGCAAACACGGAGAACGUUUUCUAUUGCUUAUCCAAACCGCCAAAUCCUUUUUCUCAGCAAAAAAUUUAGUGAUUUCAGUUUAUCGGCGGGAUGAUUUUGCAUUUUUUCUCUGGCAUUGUUUUUUGUUUUGUUUUGUUUUGUUUUUUUUGCUGGUAGAUGUGAAAACGUACACUAAAACGUUGAGGAGAACGUAUAGUGGCGUUUUUUCUGAACCUCGCCUUAUUACCCUUGCACUGAUGUUUAUCUGGAAAAAAAAAAACAUCAGUCUCAUGUUCAAAAAAAUGUCCAAAUAUCAUUGUUUCAGCACCGAGGCCUACAGUAGCUCAACUCGGGAAAAUUACCCCAUGCCCCAUUGCUGGACAAAAGAAAGAAAACAUGCACUUUCACACUAAGAGGUCAGCGUUUGUCGGCGGUAUAUAUACGAAAGCUGCUAGUUAUUAGCGACGAACAAUCACAGGGCGCGUAUUGGUGUCGUAUACAUCACAAGGUAUAAAAAAAUGCGAAGCUCAAUAUAUCUCGUAAGUUAGUUUGGUUAGAAAGUGUUUGAACUGGUCUAAAACACUACUGUGUUCAAAAUGUCAGUUGCCACUUGGUAAUUUACGCCCCUCCUCACUAGGUAUCAGAUCCACGUAUCCAUAUUUCUUACGUCAUUCUUUAUUACAGGUCAUUUCGGGCAUGCGCUACAUUCGCGACUUACAUUUCACAGUGAACGACGUCAAGAAAAUGUGAGUAGAGCUUCAUUAUUUACCCCUUCAUAUGUUUAAGUGUAGUCUCAUGGAGCUGACAAAAAGUCAGAACUGGCCAGACGGACAGGUUGUUUUAAACUAAACGAAAGAAAAUAGACUGUUUCGGAAGUCGUCGGUAAAACUCAUCUGUGCCAUGCAUACUAUUUAGAAAAAGAGAGAUCUGCCUGCAGUGGAUAGGUCAGACUGAUGGGGAAUUCGUUUUACGCCACAGUGCAAGACUGGUCUGGCCUGCCAGACCUGACUUAUUUUAGUCGCCCUUAGACUAAGUGCCAGCAUGGCCUUUGGUGCCGGUUAAAACUAAGUUGUGAGCUGCAUUCUGCGCACUUACAUGCACACCUCAUCACCCUGUCUGGUUUCUGCAAAGUUAGGUACGUCUUAUUAUGUUGUGCGAUUUAUUAUCUCUCCGAUCCUCAGGGCCUAUCCUCGACUUGACGAGGGGAAAUUUACCUCACGGUAUCUCCUCCUUUCGAGGGAGACAUGACCAGGGGCACCCAAUGGAUCUGUUCCUCAAAAUAUCUGUUCUUCAGGCACAUUUUUGCUGGCUGGGAGAUGUGAAAGAAAUAAUAGUCCUUGGAAGGAAAGUGUUGCUGGGAAAAAGGUAAUUCAGGGUGUCAGAGGGGAUUUGAAGUCUAGAAUAGCUGCUACGGGUUACUUGUAUGGGUUACUUACCACUCAAGAUCUGAAUUGUGCCCUAUGAAACUUCCCAGUAAGUCAGGUUGCAGGUUGUAAGGUUGCUGGCUGGGAACUCUUCCAUCAGUCUUGCUGGGAGUGAGGAACAGAUAAUUUUUUUCCAGCAAUCUCCCAAAAUACUUAAAAUAGUCUCAGAAAACUUUAUUCACGCUUUGUUGUUGUUUUUAGGUCUUUUUCUCAAAAUUUCCCUUUGGGUGCCCCUGCAUGACUGACAGUUUUAGACUGUGGGUCCUUAAAAGUACGAUCGAAACUACGCGAAAGACAAUUUUGAGGUGGCAAACUCAAGCUUCUAGAGACUUCGAAACCAGACAAUUCAGGGAGGAUGGAAAUAGGCUAACCAUGUAUCCAAUCGCAUUGAGGAACUGGAUCUUUUGCGGCUUAGUUGAAAUACUUAGUUCCUAGCUUACCUAUCCCCUGACCCCUCUCUAACCUUCGAAAUAUAGUCGACUCCCGAUAAGUUGAACCUUCAAGGAAAAUCGAAAAAAAUUCGAGUUAGCGGAAGAUCGAGUUAUCGGGAGAUCAAAGCAAAUAACUAGAAAUAAGGAAAGGGGAUGAGGGAGGAAUGCAAGUAUCAUGCACACUUCACUUCAAGAGCAGCAAGAUAUAUAUUGCUAUUUUGGAAAAGGAAUUUUAAAAAGAGCUUGAUUAAUCAGCACAUGGAUAAACAUUCUAUUCAAUUGGACUGACAAAAAAGUAAAGACAAGGAAUACAGGGUUGUUUCGAAAUAAAUUCAUUCUUUUGAACUGCAGCUCGCUGCAUUGUUCGAGUUUUCAAGGUUAAAAUUGUAUAGAAAUGAUCUGAAGGGAAACGAAAAUUACUUCGAGUUAGCGGGAGGUUCGUGUUACCGAGGGUAAACUUACAGUAAAUGUAUGAAGGAAAUUCAGGGGAAAUCGAUUUUGGUUCGAGUUUGCGAGGGUUCGAGUUAUCGGGAGUCGACUUUAGUUUUACUUAGCCUAGGUUUACUAGAAUUACACCAUGGACCAAUAUAAAUUUCAGGUUAACAUCAAUAAAUGCUGGAAAGCGCAAACCAGGUUAGUCAUAAUUUAGGUAAAAAAACAGAACCGCUAGCUGGAAGCUAUAGUGUGCUUCUCUUAGAAAGGUCCGACAAAUUUCCCGUCAAGGCCGUAUGCAAAGAGUGCACUUGACGAUCUCCCCUUAUUAAAAGAGGCUCCCGUUUGAAGGUAUCAUGUUUAGAAGCUAUAUUUUACUGCAGCAAUCUACUCGAGUAGUCAAAAUGGUUUUAUUUAAGAACCUGUAGCUGAAAAUUUUCAUGAUCUUUCAUCAAGCCCCCGCCCCACUUUACAAAAAAAUCUCACGUUUUGGCGUUUUAUAUAUAACUCAAGGCAGGGGCACCCAACGACGGUUUCUUCCUAAAUACGUUGACACUUUUAGGCUAGAAUCCAGGGUACUUUUAGAUCUCUAGAAAUGCAUUCUAAGCAGCGCUUUAAAUUUUGUACCUGUUCGGUCAUCCUAGGCGAACUUUUCGAAAUUACUAUACAAGGGUUUCAGAAUUCUUCUCCCGAAAAUUUUAGAUGCAAUUUAACGUUUUAGGAAAAAGAGGAUUUUUCUUAUUCCUUUUCAUAUCAAAGUUUUUAAUCCGAAAAUUUUAGGUUUCCUUUUUGUAACAAAAAUUGGCCUAACAUGGGGAUUAAAAUGUGAAAAAGUAGUAGUGAAUUUAUUAGAUAUGCUGAGAAAAUUCUUCCUGAAUGGAAUGGCCAUCUAGAAUUAGCCGUCCUCAAGCAAUAGAAAAUUCUAGGCAAUAUUUGCUUCCCCAAAUAGAUCUUUACAAACACAGUCGUCGAGUGCCCUGUCAAGGUAGACGGAGAGUGUAACAUUUGUUUAUUCGAUUACACAAUUAAUCUGAUGUUUCGCAGAAAAUGUAAUAUGAUGGGCCCCUUAAACAUGCAUUGCAAUAUGGUACAUUACGAAAGCAAAACUGGUUUAGAAUUGAGAGGACUAUACAAAGCUAUCAGAAUUGUCGUCACUUCUCUCUGUCAACAUCCUCAAUUGAAGUUGCAAAAAGUAUUGAGCAGAAUCAGGUAGCUUUUGCAUUCUCUUGCCUUUUUCAGGUACGAUUCGUCGAAGCGAGUUUAGGCCUUCAGAGAUCUUGCAUUACGUUGAGAAAAUACGCCUUGAAACACUAGUCAAGGGUCGUCAUAGCAACCAGACGUUCAUCGAACUUCACCCUGAUGACAAUUUAGCUGUGCGGCUCGAUAAAAAGUGAGUUUGGGUUAUAUCAUUAGCAAUACACAAGCGUCAUAUAGUCAGAUAUGUAAGUGUCCCCUUGCCCUAAUCCACAGCUAAAAGCACGCAAUUUUGUCUAACAUGAUGUAACAAUGAAAUAAUAACGACAAAUAAUUGUGUCUAAUAUGAAGUGGCGAUGGUGCAACGAACGACUGGCGAUCAGUCAGAUCUUUUCCGGCAUAAAAUUAUACUUAGCUUGUUAACUAUAUACAUAAAUAUAAAAAUGAUUUAUUUAAAUUUUUGUGAAGCUAAAAGAAGAUAAUUAAAAAUUGUCCUUUUCUGUUGUUUCAGAAAAGCUGCUCUCACAGGACUUCCAAUAGAAAUAAUAAGAGGCAGUGAAACACCCGUGGUAUGUAAGGCUCCUUUCAUGGUGUAGAGUUUGUACCACCACGUGGUGAGCUCAGGUGGAAGAGCACCGGUCUGCUGAGUGGGAGAUAGCGGGUCCAAACCCCAGCCUGACCAAUACUCAGGGUCUUUAAAUAACUGAGAAGAAAGUGCUGCCUUUGUAAUGACAUCUGCAAAUGGUCAGACUUUCUAAAAGAACCCACGCCACUGUUCGAAGGGUUACGGACGUACACCCCGGUGGUGUGGCCAACCUUUACGGGUUGUGGGAUUGGGUCGGGACGGCACCUUGCAUGGGACCUGUGAGUCCCGUUCGUGCCUUUUCCCUCUAAGCAGGCCUGUGUUCAGCAAGCUGUCAAAAAAAGAUCAACCCAUUUCGACCAUUCCACACUGAAAGUUAAAAAGAUCUGUUGCACCUCCAAAGUUUCAAUUCAGCACUGCAGGCAAAAGUCUGAUUCAACCCCUUCUGGAGCCAUCUGAGCACAAUUGAGGCCUAAACAGCUCAAUCAAAAGGCUAUUUCAGCCCUUGGGUCCAAAUCAGCCCAAGAUAAUUGGACUGUAUUGGCCCUGAUUUAAGGGAGCCAGAUUAGACUCAUAAAUAGGACUGUGUUUUACUCACCGAAACGACUCCAUUUUUAGGGCUAAAACAGAUCUUUCUGAUUCACAGUGCAGAUAUCUAUGAAGUGUUAAAACAAAAAUGCACAGUAUAGGUUAUCCCCCCCUUCCAACAUGAUUAAACGUCAAAACGCUCUUGCUCCAACGCAGUCUUUUGAUCAGAUUUAGUCUGAGAAAACAGCCCCCAUUUCACGACACCACCAAUGGUUUUCUCGGGAAAUGAUGUCUGAGGAACGACUGCAGAGAGUCUACACUGAUGACGCGUCACUACCCAGAGAUCUGUGUAGUGCUCCUCGUUGGUUAAGGUAAAUUUCCCUCGCGGCUCGACCCGUGUGCUCAGAUCAUGUUCUAAGCAUUCCAUUCACUCCAUUCAUUCUGCGUGCCACGCAUGUGUAAUAGUAGCCAAGAGAUUAGGAUUGCGGGCUUCUCUGGUCGCCGGCAAAUCAUCUUUUCUCUUGAUAUUGGUACCUGAAUACUGGAUUUAAGCUACCUUGCAUACGCGUUAUCAAGACUUUGUAUCUAUUUAUUGGACUGACACCAUAUUCGAUGAAAAAGAAAAAAGUAGGAGUAUGCAACUGCGUUAAAAGGGUACCUUAAUAUCUCUCUAGCUUCUUCGGAUUCGGCAUGGAAAUAAUUUUAACUUCAACUUUAUUUCAGUUUCCUAAAACAAAAAAAGCGAGGCCAAUAUCCAGGCAUUUAGACUGAUGGCCAAGAGAACUUCAUGAGAGAUCAAACAGGCAAACCUUGAAGGGGGAAGAAAGUACCAGCUUGCUCGCCGUAAUCAGCCGGCGAAUAAUAAGUGGGAUUACUGACAAAGUUACAAUAACACCAACCAAGAAAGAGAAAUAUAGCCAGGAAGCUGGGAAUAUUAUUGAGCUAAUAAGUCAAUACAUACCAAAGACUCAGCUGAUUUUUUUGCAUAUUAAUACGUUUUCGUUUUGUAUUUUUGUAGGCUGUGCGAUAUGGCCCGGGCGGUCAUUACCACUGCCAUUAUGACUCUCACACGCUCUACGCUGGUAACUCUUGCUGCGAUCGACUCGCCUUGGAUAAUUGUCGUAUUUGCAGGUUAGCCGUGCACCAUGUUAAGCACUUCAUAUACAUAAUUUUCCAUGUAAAAAAAUCGUUGCUACUCUAAAAUUCGUUUACUUUCUCGAGCUUAUGUAAAACUGGAGUCAAAGUAUUUAAUUGGAGUCUAGGUAUGUCUUACGUCAUGCAUGUCAUGUUAUGUCAUCUAGUUAACAAUACCUGAAUGAGGCUAAGUAUACUGACAUGAAGCAUUAUGCAGGUCAAGGAGGGUGUCUGAUCGGCCGUGGUGGAUAACAGCCUCCGAAAUCUGCAUAAUAGAGACACUUAGAUUCUAUAUAAGACGAGGAAGACUACGAGUACGAGAUUUUCUCCAUACUGAGUAUCGCUCACUCGUGAACCAGCGUCAGCGUCAGCGCCAACUGGUUUUGAGAAUUAGCCACGGAAUUAAUGCGAAUAAGAAAAGGCGAAAUAUUUUCAAUGUUAUGUAGUGUGCAUUUACCUGAAUGAGUACUACAGUACCAGAAAUUAGCUGGUAAUUUGCUGCACAGUCCAGGAAUGACCGAGCCGAAAACGCCUGGGGACUAGGCUGAGUGAUUAUGAAUACAUUGCUUCCUCUAGGCGUCUCGGCAAAGGACUAUUUUGUUAACCACUUAAACGGCUUUCAUAAAUUUAAGUCUUCAGUUGUCAUUGUAGUCAUAGUAUUUCUGGUAUAUGAAAUUAACUCUUAUUUCACUUAUUCACUUAUUCCAAUUUUACUCUUAUUUCGUUAGGUAUAUAACUAUUUUGUACUUUCUCAAUGAUGUCGAAGAAGGUGGCCAAACUGCUUUCCCCGUUGCUGACAAUGAAACGUUUAAUCAUGAGGUUUGUAUAAUUGAUCGUUCAUACAUACAUACAAACAAAAUCUUGAGGUAAAACAGUAAUGCUCUAUGUUCUGCGCUUGUUCUGAUACUGUAUAGACGUGUUGUUUGAGCUCUGCGCUAGGAGUGAAAUUCUAGAACUGAUGACAUAUAAUGACUCGAAAGUCAAAUUCUAUUGUCAUUUAUAUAGAUCAGUCUUCCUUUUCCUUUCUUUCUUUAUGUUUUCCUCUACCCGCCUCGAUUAGCCGAAAAUCAAGCUAUAUGGGAGCAGAGGAUGUUUGUUUGUAUUUAAUUUAAUAUCUAACUCCUACUAAUAUAUGGACGUUAAUAAACUUUAAUUCAAUUCAAUAAACAUAAACUGUCUUUUGUGCGAAUGCUGAAAGCAAACGUCGCCUCAUGGAAGGGAAUCCAAGACAGUCUUGAAUUCUGGAUUCCACGCGGUGGAUUCCGGAUUCCAUGCACUGUAUCCCAGUAUUUGUCGGUGAAACUUGGAUUCUGGAUUCCAAUCGUUAAUGGGAUUUCGAAUUGUUUGAACUGUAUUCCGGAUUCCAAGGACCAGGAUUCCUGGAAUUUCUCAAGCAAAAUUUUCCCGGAUUUCUUAAUUCAGAUUCUCUUACAUAGUACCCCAGAGUAUCCUUUACCGUUAAAGGCUUUCCGUGUUGUUUUAUAACUUCUCUAAUGACAAUGAAAUCAAUUGAUGUACCGUUAUAGGCUUUCCGUGUUGUUUUAUAACUUCUCUAAUGACAAUGAAAUCAAUUGAUUCUCCUCACCGCGACAGAUGGACGAAGGUCACUAGCUGAGACCCAUGAAUCUAAACAAAUCAAACGACACGGCAUUGUUCAAUGAAACGCAAAUUUCAAACCGGACCGAGGCGUUCAAGCAUUAACGUUUAGGGGAAAAUUCUGCAAUAAAAGGGGGUGGUAGGCCUACACGACUUUUACCUCAUGCCAAAAUGCUGCUUAUUCCAAUGAAGUUGUUUUUAUCUGCUGGGUAGAUUAUGCUCUGGAAGGUUCUGCAUUUUACUGAGCAAAUGUGGUUUUAGCCGCAUGUUUCACACUGAGAGGUCAUGACAUAUAUAUCGAUUGACUGUAGUUAUUGUUUUCUGGUCGGCAGGAUUUGCCCUGUGAUGCAAGCGCAUAUUCUUUGACCUCUUUUGAAGCGUAAAGCUUUUUUUAUUACGGCUGAAUAAGGGUUCCUAUUUUCUCCAAAGUGCCUUCUGGAUGAUCUGAUCUAAGCGAUUUUCUUUAGUCCGUGAGUGUAAUGUUUUUCUGCAAUGCUGUAUCACGCUGGGCCCAGCGCCGUGGACUGGGAACAAGAUUUUUUUAAACAUAUGGUUAAGUGAGACCGGACGGACCAGUAAUUAGGACCACCUUGAGAGAUCAUCUAAUUUGUCCGUAAAUUUUCAUGCAGACCGAUGCGUUCGACUUCCGUUGAUGCUUAAAUUGAGCAUAAUGGAAAGCACCUACCUAACUUGCUGAUUAUCUUGAAAUACAUCUUUGCACGAGCACUUUUGCACGGAAAGUCUAAGGGUUCAGCUUUUCACAAGAUAUUCUUUUUAUAUCACAAGUCUAUUUUCAGUCGGCAGUGAAUCGAUUGUAUUAUAUGACACACUUAAGUGUCCUUGUUGAUUGCCAUUGCCUAAGUUGUUCAAAAAGUGGAUAGCGCUUUCCACUCAGUGAUUAAUCUCUAUCAAGUGGAUGACGCCAUUGGCGUUCCUUCUACUUAUCUGAGUAAUCCGGUAGAUAACACUAUCCACCUUUUAAACAACUGGGACCUAAUGGAGGACAAUUAUUUUUGCACCCAGCACCGCUUACACACCUAAUAGAAACUUAAUAGAAAGUAACUGCCCUUCUUUGUCACCACCUGACCUGAAAGAUCACCUCUUCUUAUGGAGAUUUUAAGUACUAUUAUUACUGCCACCCCCCCGCCAGGAGGUUCCUUUUUGCAAUUCGGUUGCGAUCAAAGGAGCACAAAAAGUGAGUGACUAGUGAUUAAGUGAGUAAGGGCGAGAGACUACGGGAGAGGGGAAGAAAAAAGAACAGCUUUCUCCUUCCCGCCGUCCUUUGCGCGCAAGUUCAGACACGUAGCUAUAGAGACGCCUCGAAACGAGUUAUUUAUCAUUAGACAUCAUAUAACUCUAUCUCAUUCGAUGACGUCGAUCUGCGGCAGAAGAAAAUGCUUUUGAAGCUUUCCUUAAAAUUCGAACUACGAAAAGCAUAUAAAAUUGGAUUGAGACACAGACUAGCGUUGAAAAUACAAAUAAACAAAGACGAUAAGACGGAGUAUAGAAAAAAGCCUGUUUGCUUGUCAUACCCUGCUGCUAGAAUAGUGUAAAAAAUUGCAAAAGGUCCAUAUCCGAUGCAAAACCCAGCAGAAACUAGAAGAAAUGUAACAACAAGUUUGCUCUUCUCCGCGUCUCUUUCUCCAGAUGUAGUUUCCGAGCAGAUUGUCUUGCUAAAAUACAGACCGUUUAUCAACGAUCCAUAAAAGUAAACCAUUGCUGUUAUUGGAAUAUACGUUACAAAUACAGCUACUAUGAAAACGUAGUUUGAUUCAUGUGUAAGCUCCAUGGGCCCACGCAUUGGAGAGCGACUGGCUCCAUUCCUGAAAAACGAAGAAUGGCAAACAAAAAAGAGUACUAAUGAUCCAAAUAAAAGCGACAACCUUUUUGAUAUUCUCAUCAUUUAGCUGCCAUCCUGUCCUGAACGGCUUCACUAAAGCGUGGUAUCUUUCUGCUGCUAGUACCGUUAGAGUAAAUGAUGAAACAGCAAUGGAUAUUUCAGUUGAAGGUAUAAUCUUGCAAGAGAUCGUUCCAAAUCCUUCACUUAGAUACCCACUUUGAUGGGAGAAAAAGCAGAGAGGUGCCAUAAAAAUGGUGAUAAUAUCACUUAAGGCCAGGGUUACUAAUAGAUAAUUAGUUUUCGUGUGCAUCGUUCGUUUUUUGUGGACAAUACGGAUAACCAACACGUUUCCGAUGAAUCCCGAGAGAAAAAAUGGAAUCGUGGCGAAGAAGAAUAUCUUUUCUAAUCCAUUGUUUUCUAUCAGAAUUUUCUUUGCAAUGCUUGCAUUAAUUGACAUCUCAAAGUCGUCCGCAACUUUCAAUGUUUUAAUAGUUGCUCAAUACCUACCUUAUAUAUCAGCCAGUUCGUUUUGCCAUAUUUGCAUUAUCAAUAGGACAUUUCUUAUUUAUGGUGAAAACCUAGUACUGUAGAUUGUUCCCGUGUCCUUUGUAUGCAAGCGCAAAUAACAUCAAACGUUUGUUUAAUUUGACGAUGUCUGCUGACGCUUUAAUCACCUGGAGUUUUAAUUGGUCCGUCGUUGACUUUGCCAGCAAUUAUUUUUAGACACUAUAAAAUUUGUUAUCCUUUUGAUCAGAAGGUGCCACGUACGAUAUCAACUUUCUUGGCAACUUUCUUCGCGAAACCAAAAAUUGGAAGGACAAGAGCAAGCCAAUUUAGCUUUCAUAUCUCACUCAUUCAGCCUUAAGGUAAAAGGUGACUGAAUAACGGACUGUUACCACUGAAAGCGCGACAAAAGCUUACAAAACUUUGACUGAGCAUCUGCUUCGCCUAUCUGAUAAUUACCCAGAACGACAGAUGUUGUUUUCCAGGCUGGAAACCAGAAAACGGGGAAAAGCAAAGGGCAAUUAAGAGGAAAUGACUACGACGCUCAUAGUCAAUUAUCUAUUUUCCGUCAGGAAAAGCACGCUACUGGGCUGAACUUGGGAAACGCAGACUACGCCUUCCAAUCCAGCCGUCAUCCAUUUCUGGAGACAAACAUGGCAGCCCUUCAAAGGAUAUUGUUUUUUGUUUAAUACUUUUGCCGAAUGAUGCCAUGACGAUUCACUUUCGAGCUUUCGCUACACCAAUGUCGAAUUUAUACCGUUUCCAAAACAUAGGCGCCUUUUCAUCGCCAAAUAAUCGUUAAGUUUCCGCCAGCUUGGUCAGUAAUGCCACGAAUGCUCGUAUCAAACGUCAUGGCUAAGCUAUCUAACUACUGGUUAGUAGUCAUGUUUCAGCAAAAUUAAGCCUGGUUGGUGUAUGGGUAUACAUAUAGGUAUAGGUAAAUCAUUAAUAUUCACAUACCUUCCUGCAUACUAAUUCGGUAUAGGUUUACUUAUGAGCGUCUCCCUUAUUCAAUAGAAGCAAUAGGCUUGCCUAGGGUAGCCCCGUAAGUAACUUGAACUUUCAGACUGUCUAUUAAAAGGAAUAAGAGAAGCGAUCACCUAGCAACGCGAGAAACGGCUUCCUAUAUCUUAUUUAGCGCUUAAACUCAGAUAUAUAAACAAAACACAUACACAAAGUGGAGUUGAAAAGUCUUUAUUUCAAUUUAGUUUUUGUCUUCUUAUUUAGCUCUAAAACUCGGAUAUAUAUAAACAAAACACAUAUACACAGAGUGGAGCUGAAAACUCUCUAUUUCAAUUUUGUCUGACCUUUUCUCUGUUCUAUCUCGAGGAAAUGAAAAACUAUCAAAGUCUCAGAGUUUCACGCACCGUUAGUCAGUUAAUUAUGCGAGUUUGCAAGCCCAAAGUUGAAUACAAAUUAGCUCUACAGGAAAGACCCAAGGGAGCACCUUGACGUAUUAUUAUAUAAACAGUUUUAAAUAACUUAACAAGGAUCAAUUUAAACACACCACUAAUAAUUGCUAGCCAUGAAACCACAAGAGAGAUACUGUUUUAAAAACUUUAUUUAAAACAAUGACAAAAAGAAUCAAAUACACAGCGAUUUGUAAGGAAUGGAAAUUAAUUAAUCUUCAUCUUCUUCGCCCAUGGAGUACUUGUAAGGUCUGAAUUUCGUAUGCCGACGUUUUCUCAGCUGUUUAGCAUGAGCUUUAGGAUCAUCCAAAUAAUUUACAAAUUGAAUCCGACGCCUUUUGCGCUUCCGGCCUUGUUGUGAUGGGGUUUCUACUGUGGGACGAGGGGUCAGGAAAGCAGGAUCUAAGGGUGGUGCAGGGGUGAGGUUUUCUUUGUCAGGUUUAUGAGAGAUAGCAGCUUGUGUUAAUUCAGGUGUUACAUUAAAGGGGUUGAGGGGCGUGGAGAAUGCUGUCGUUGCAGUCGAAGAAUCUUGUGUCCUUGAUGCUAAGUCUGGAACAGUGCUGAUUAUUUCUUCCGGUCGUGUUCUUGUAUUUAAUUGUUCUUUAAAAGCCAGGUAUCUGUUUUGCAACUGAAAGUAUCGUUUAGCUUUUUCAUCGUCCCGAAGAUCGUUUCGAGAAAGCACGUCAGCCAUGUUUCUUGCAUAGCUGGAAGAAGCGGGACAGGCGAAAGAGUUUGCUGCUUCAGAUAUUUUAGAAGAUCUUGAGGAAUAUUUUCUUGAAACCCUGCUUGGUUAAAGCCUUCUUCACUGGGCAGGACGUUUGUUCGCAACCGACAAUUAUCUUGGGUAGUAGUUUUCAGAUCAAUCAGAAGAUAACCAAAAGGUCUUUUUACAGCCUCUUCGUACUGAUUUAAAAACAAAUCCGCCUGCCCAGGAUACAUUUGCUUCGCCAGAGCCAACAUUUGCCAUUUGUCUCGUGGAUUCUUGAAUAACACCACAUAAUGGCUGUUUAGGCUUAUGCUGCGGCUACCUUUCCCCUAAUGAAAUAGAUUCUGCACGAUAUAAAUCACGCUCAGAUUGCGGUGAUGAGAACCACCAGUAAAGAGGUUCACAAUUCACUUGUCUUUACUGGCGUCAAACACGAUCAAAUUCCGUUUGUUCACAUCAAAAUAGGAAUCCUGCUCCAAAGCCUUAGGAAUUCCCUUGACGAAUUCAGUGUGUGGCAUGGCGACAAACAUUUGUGUAUACGCAGGCUGCCAUUGUGAAUAACACCAAACGAUCCUCUCCGGGGGAGGGUAAAUGGUCUCUGACGCUAGUUGCAAUAGAGAUCGAACCCAGGCCGUUUUUCCGGACCCGGUCAUUUCAUAAAUCAUGGAGGUGAAAGGAUGCUCGAAGCGAAACCGCUGACAUUUCUGUGAAAACACUGGAACUGUUUAAAAUGGGGUGAGACCAGCAUUGCGGUGUUUAGACAUCACGUGCCUUUGCAUAUUAUCUUUUCUACUAAAGGAUUUUUCGCAGACAGAACUGAACCAACUCAUGUCAACUCCUCAGGAGCACAAUGUAGACUGAGAAAUAGUUAGAAUGUUGCGCAUUUAUACAGGUUUUCAGGUCACCACAUUUCUAUUGUUUUCUUUCCACCACCAUCACCACCACCACAUUUGUAUUGUUUUCCCUCCACCACCACCACAUUUCUAUUGUUUUCCCUCCACCUUCACCACAUUUCUAUUGUUUUCCCUCCACCUUCACCACAUUUGUAUUGUCUUCCCUCCACCACCACAUUUCUAUUGUCUUUCCUCCACCACCACAUUUCUAUUGUUUUCUUUCCACCACCACCACCACCACAUUUCUAUUGCUUUCCUUCCACCACCACCACCGCCACCACAUUUCUAUUUUUUUCCCUCCACCACCACCACCACCACCGCCACCACAUUUCUAUUGUUUUCCCUCCACCACCACCACAUUUCCAUUUUCUCUCCACCACCACCACCGCCACCACAUUUCUAUUGUUUUCCUCCACCACAACCACCUCAUUUCCAUUGUUUUGCCUCCACGAGAUUCUAUAAGAGACUACCAACUACCAUUCUGAGUUCAUUUUGUAGCAAUGUCUCGUGUUGUGAACAACAAUCGUGGUUUUCUUCAACUGUUAGCUGAUUGCCCUGCUUAUCAGCGCCAGUUUCUUACAAGAUUUGUCCCACAUGCGAUCACCAGAUUCCCGAGGGGAGAAAUUACAUCACUACCAACCACCACAUUUCUAUUGUUUUCCCUCCACCACCAUCACCACCACCACCACCACCGCCACCACAUUUCUAUUGUUUUCCCUCCACCACCACAACCACCUCAUUUCCAUUGUUUUCCCUCCACGAAAUUUCAUAAGAGACUACCAACUGCCAUUCUUAAUUCAUUUUGUAGCAAUGCCUCGUGUAGUGAACAACAAUCGUGGUUUUCUUCAACUGUUAGCAGAUUUCCCUGCUUAUCAGCACCGCUUUCGUCGGUGUCACUACUGUGCACUAGUUACACACAAAAACGCGAAGACGUUGGAAACCAAUUUCUGUUCCCCUUCUAAACAGGAGAACGAAGAUGGAGAUUAAUUAAUUUCCGUUCCUUACAAAUCGCUGCGUAUUUGACUCUUUUUGUUAUUGUUUUAAAUAAAGUUUUUAAAACGGUACCUGUCUUGUGGUUUAUUGCUAGCAAUUAUUAGUGGUGUGUUUUAAUUGAUCCUUUUAAAGUUAUUUAAAAUUGUCUAUAUAAUAAUACGUCAAGGUGCUCCCUUGGGUCUUUCCUGUAGAGCUAAUUUGUAUUCAACUUUGGGCUUGCGAACUCGCAUAAUUACCUGACUAACGGCGCGUGAAAAGCUGAUACUUUAAUAGUUUUUCACGUCCUCGAGAUAGAACGGAGAAAACGACAGACAAGCUGAGGCAAGCCUGUUAUGCCUAGUGUAGUAGAAAGACCUCAUUAGUAAACCUAUACCGAAUUAGUAUGCGGGAAGGCAUGUGAAUAUAAAUGAUUUACCUAUACCCAUACGUAUACCUAUACCCAUACCGAAUUAGUAUGCAGGAAGGUAUGUAAAUAUUAAUGAUUUACCUAUACCUAUUCGUAUACCUAUACACCAACGAGGCCUAAUUUUGCUGAAGCAUGACUACUCUGGCUACCUUCAACGUCUUUUUUUUAUUAUUUCAUCGUUUAGCAGAUCCAACGAAGAAAAUUCUAAAACCCUUUCGCCCAAACGUGAUUUCGCCUAUUGGUUAUUUUGAGGUCGCGAGUGAGGGAAAUUGGGCAAAAUUGUGGCGAAUUGCACUGUGGGAAUGUUUGGGGACGAAAUUUGCCCCAGUUUCCUCUAUAACCUUGUAAUGGCUAAAAGAGGAGAAAUGAUAGCGUCCCAAAAGAGUCCUAUAGUGCAACUCGGUCCAAUAACGACCCAGUCUAAACCGUCAACUCAAAAUGAUCAGGCGCGUGAGCAACAAGAAAGUGGUUGUUCCAACACUUUUGUAGAGGAGCUCCAAUGAAGGUAGCGUUGGUGGACGACUGGGUUAUUCCAAGCCUAAUCUACCGUGACCAAACCUGGUGCGUGAUUGUCCUUUUUUGGGGUGCUCAUAUAAGACUAUUAACUCGAUGUAAGAUUUGUUUCACUUUUGGACUGUUUGCAAUUUGACCAAUUUAUUUUCUCUCUAAAACCACUUAGCCUUUCCCUCAAAAUUAAAGUUAACUACUUUGAGGAUAAGAAGUUUAUCGUUUGAUAUAAAUCAUAAAUUCAUUAACGGGAGCUUCGCUUUUAGCCCUGGCUAAAUCUAUAUAUUACCUUCAUGUAUGACUCCAGUCCUUCCACCCCUACACGAGUUUUACCAACCUUAGCAAUGCGCUGGGGAUCUUUUGUUUGACAUUUGUUGAACUCUUUACUGAUCAUCAAGCCGAACCUGCAUGUACAUGGCAAGUUGAGCGUGCUGAAAUGACGUACGGUGCUCUUAAACGUUAUACAGUUAACUCUUUAUUAACGGCCAACUCUAUAGGACUAUAAGAAGACGGUCUCGCCCUCUUUGUAGCUUUUUUUUGCCUGCCUCACGGAUCCGAGUAAAUCAUAAUUUGUUGUAAAUUAUUGUAAUUUGCUUACCAUGAAGCACUUAAGCCGGGUUCAUAAAAGAACCUUUAAACAUGUCCAUGCGUUUCAGAUCGAAUUGGAAUUUGGAAGUGGUGGUUUUUGAGGAAAGGGGAAAACCAGAGUGACUGGAGAAAAACCUCUCGGAGCAAGGGAGAGAACCAACAACAAACUGAAACCACAUACGGCGUUUAUUGUGUUUUUCUUUAACAUUAUUCCCACCAGAAGUGAUUGACUUUCACGCUGUUUAUUUAUUUUGCAGAUGUGGACACGGAAAUCCAAUUCUCUCUCAAACCUGAGCGCUUACUGUUUCAGAGCAAACUUAAGGGUAACACCGAAACGCGGAACCGCGAUAAUGUGGUAUAAUCACAAAAUCGACGAAUCAACUGGCUGGAUGUCCAGCCUCGACUCGCUAUCGUACCACGGUGGAUGUGACGUCAUCAAGGGCCAUAAGUGGAUUGUAAAUAACUGGAUAGAUAUUAUUGGAGAUAACUGGGACGACUUAAGGACUUGGAGCGGUAUACAUUACAGAAUAGAUGACAUGGAGCAAGAAUAA
Porites lobata is the source of this 19472-nucleotide messenger RNA. The record is from the annotation of a GenBank genome assembly. NCBI's taxonomy places the organism in Eukaryota, Metazoa, Cnidaria, Anthozoa, Scleractinia, Poritidae.